CUAAUCUGCUAUUUCUCUGCUCUCUUUUGGCUUAGUGAUUUUCUUUAAAAUACAUAAUACUUAUUCGUGUUGAAACGACUGCAUCGGACAAAACGGCCAAGGCACGAUCUCUGCUCACUCUAACCUGCCAUGGCUUCCACCGCAGGAUCUGUUGCCGCAGAAGGCAGACAUCCUCUUCAGAAGCUCUCUUCGCCGUCUUUUGGCAUUUCCGCAAUGGUCCAUUUAGCCGGUCUCUCGAGCUUUAUCGCGUCGUUCAAAUUUAUGGUCGAUCAUCCAAAUUUUGCAAACGAAGCAUAUGGCUGGCACUUCCAGUACCUGACGAUCAUUGGCAUUACCUUGGCGACCAUGACAUUCACCGCGGGCCUGGCUGCCGAUUUGCUCUCAUCUCGCCGGCUGUUCCUCGUCAAGAAUAUACUAUCCGUGUGUGGCACCCCGCUUGAGGUGUUGAUAGCUGUGCUGUACUGGGGGCUAAAGAUGGUCGACGAGAAGCUGGUUGUCCCAGAGUGGGCAGAAACGGCGCUGAUACCGGAUCUCGGGUUCCACGCGGUCCCCGCACUGGCCCUGGUAAUUGAUCUGCUGCUGUUCUCGCCUCCGUGGACCAUCACGGCCAUGCCGUCGUUCGGCCUAGCUACUUCCAUCGCCUUUGCUUACUGGUUCUGGGUCGAGCAGUGCUACAGGUAUAACGGAUGGUAAGUUUUUCACUCCUGAACCCCAAGGUGGCCGCGCCGGCAGUUAAUGACCGUGUUCCAUGAUUUCCCCUUGUUUUCUUUUUUUCCCAAAAUAAACAGGUAUCCAUAUCCCCUAUUUGAGAAAUUGACCACACCGUGGCGAGUGGCGCUGUUCCUCGUCAGCGCUGCGUUGAUGACCCUAAACACGGCCCUGCUCAAGUGGCUCUAUUCCAAGGUGAACGGAGAGCACAAGCCAGCCAUGUCCGAGGCCCAGUUUGAUAAGGAGCAGAAAGCGACAAACGGGUCACUGAAGGGUAGCUAGGUUAACUCAGCUAGACGAGGGAGCCCAGCACUAAUCCUAUAGAACGACCGUACGGAGUACACAGUAUGACAUUGGAUGGAUAGUUCAGACAGACACGCAGGGUGGUUUGUGUUAGGGGGAGAGCUGAAACUCCCCCGCUGCGGAGUAGAAGACUUGGGCCAAAUUUGCGUGGGUGUGGUCGAUUAGGUAAUUAUCGGUCGGCUUUAGGAUAAA
Coccidioides posadasii C735 delta SOWgp is the source of this 1203-nucleotide messenger RNA. Lineage: Eukaryota; Fungi; Ascomycota; Eurotiomycetes; Onygenales; Onygenaceae. The record is from RefSeq and is a predicted model, not a curated record.